AUGGAAUUAUCCAUGCGCAUGUGCGAAAACGAGACGGGAGACGGGUCCUGGGUAUACCGGCGAUUAGACAGGGACAGCGAAAGCACGUUUAGUUCGGGUGUGAAGGAAAUAGAAAUCUCAUCUAAACUGUUUUUAGGGUGGAGCUGUCUGGAGUUGGGUCGGCUCGCUGAGCAGAUGGCAACAAAAAGGGACCAGUCGGGAAUAAAAUUUGGGAAUAAAUUGAACGGCAUUUUUGCCACAUUGCUACGGAGUCCUUUCGUCGUCUGGCCUUUGGGUUUUAAGAAAUCUUAG
Molecule: messenger RNA, 291 nt
Organism: Pieris macdunnoughi
Lineage: Eukaryota; Metazoa; Arthropoda; Insecta; Lepidoptera; Pieridae
Source: the annotation of a GenBank genome assembly